Xyrauchen texanus (razorback sucker) is the source of this 3126-nucleotide messenger RNA. RefSeq names its product flotillin-2-like. The coding region runs from base 78 to 1370 and encodes 430 amino acids. The record is from RefSeq and is a predicted model, not a curated record. Gene Ontology annotation, biological process: protein localization to plasma membrane; regulation of myoblast differentiation. Gene Ontology annotation, cellular component: plasma membrane. The transcript is spliced from 11 exons. Lineage: Eukaryota; Metazoa; Chordata; Actinopteri; Cypriniformes; Catostomidae.
UCCUAAAAGGCCACAAGAUAGAACUGUUACAGAUAUACUGACGAUAUAGUACUUAAUAAUUAGUAUUAAACGCCAGAAUGGGUAGCUGCUUGACUGUUGGACCGAAUGAAGCGCUCGUUGUAUCAGGUGCCUCUUGUGACUCUGAUGAGAAGACAUAUGUGGUGGGAGGCUGGGCGUGGGCAUGGUGGCUUAUAUCUGACACUCAAAGAAUUACACUCGAGAUUAUGACAUUACAGCCAAAGUGUGAAGAUGUGGAGACAGCCGAGGGAGUUGCUAUCACAGUUACAGGGGUCGCUCAAGUCAAGGUUAUAACUGAUCAAGACUUACUGGCUGUUGCCUGUGAGCAGUUUCUGGGAAAGUCUGUCAUGGAAAUCAAAGGUGUUGUCCUGCAAACCCUGGAGGGACAUUUACGUUCAAUCUUAGGCACUUUAACUGUGGAGCAAAUCUACCAGGACAGAGAUCAGUUUGCUCGACUGGUGAGGGAAUUCGCAGCUCCUGAUGUGUGUCGAAUGGGCAUUGAGAUCCUGAGCUUCACAAUUAAAGAUGUGUAUGAUAAGCUUGACUACCUAAGCUCUCUUGGGAAGACGCAAACAGCGGCUGUCAAAAGGGACGCAGACAUCGGGGUGGCCGAGGCAGAGAGAGAUGCAGGGAUUAGAGAAGCUGAAAUGAGGAAAGAAAUGAUGUACGUCAAGUUCUUGGCAGACACAAAAAUGGCCGACUCCAAACGAGAGUUGGAGCUGCAGAAAGCUGCUUUCAAUCAAGAGGUGGACACUAAGAAAGCUGUAGCACAGCUGGCCUAUGAACUGCAGGCAGCUAAAGAGCAGCAGAAGAUCAGAUUGGAGGAGAUUGAGAUUGAGGUGGUACAAAGGAAAAAGCAGAUCACCAUUGAGGAAAAAGAAAUUGAAAGGACAGAGAUGGAGCUGAUUGCUAUGGUUAAACUCCCUGCUGAGGCUGAGGCCUACAAGAUGCUGCAGCUGGCAGAAGGACGGAAGUUGAAGAAAGUUCUGAAUGCUCAGGCAGAGGCAGAGAAGAUCAAGAAGAUUGGAGAGGCAGAGGCCAGCUCUAUCUCAUCUGUGGGAAAAGCCGAGGCAGAGAGAAUGAGGUUGAAGGCAGAGGCCUACCAGCAGUAUGGAGAUGCUGCCAAGACUGCCCUAAUCCUAGAAGCACUGCCCAAGAUCGCUGCCAAGGUGUCGGCUCCUCUGGCCAAGACCAAUGAGAUUGUUAUUCUGAGUGGGGAGGACAGCCAUGUGACCGGGAAUGUAAACCGUCUUCUGGCCGAGCUGCCAGUGUCCGUUAAUGCACUUACAGGUGUUGACCUGUCCAAGAUCCCUCUUUUGCAGAAGUUGACAGAUGCUCAAACAUGGAACUAAACAGUCCUGUCUUUUCCAUGGUAUGGUGUAUGCACUCACUGAAACUGCCUUUAUACUUGGAAGAGAUUUUUUCUUAUUAAAUACAAAAACAAAACAAAAAAGCAAACAUUUAGAUUUGGAUACCUCUGGUGCCUUAAUGUUUUAUUGGACCAGAAUAUUUGCAUGCACUGCUGCUCCCAUGUACCACAAUCUUUUUAUUUUUAUAAUUUGAAACCUUGUCCCAUAUGUAAUAUAUGAGCUUUAGAACAUGUACUUUUUUUUUUUUUUUUUUUUACUUUUUUAUUGUCAUAGUACCAAAUUAUAAUUUUAACCUAUCACAAGACCUUUUUAAUAUUUACACUAAAGUGACACUUUAACACUUCAUCUGGUGAGUCAGCUUUAGAUUACAAUAAAAACAAAAUUCCCCUCCAAACACUACUUUUUAAUUAAUCGUAGGACAUAUGUCUACUGUUGUUACUUUUCAGAUCCUGCCCUGAUUAAUAACAUUCAGGAAGCCAUUGAUCUUAUAGGCUGUAGAGUAGCAAGUAGCAUUUUAGUGGACUGAGCUCUCUGGCAGUAGCAUUACGGGUAAUUAUCUGUGUCAUCUUAGAGUCUGCCAAGCACUUCUCUUACUUUUAAAUGUUAUAGGCACAUUGAUAGACAUGGCUUUUAAAACCAAAUUAGCUACUGAUUUGUAUGUAUGUUUUCUGAGCUCAUCAAUAUUUUGGAUCAUUCUUUGGCACUAUUUUUGCCUGUACAUUUGUAUGAUAUUGGAUUGUAUAUGUGUUUAGUUUAAUUUAUAAGCCUCUUUUGGACUAUUCUAGGCCAAAAUUAGUUUAUUCAAUUUUUAGCAUGAAGAGCAAAGACUUUAUUUUAAAUUUAGUUUUGAAGAGAUGUAUCACUUGUUGUUAGCAGACUCUGUCUGGAUAUCUGACCAAUUCAGUGCGAACAAGUUUCAUGUGAAGAGAGUUUUUUUUAAAGAUAGUUUUUUAUCGUUGAGUCAUACUGUGGCAGCGGGGGUGGGGUCAAGUGCCCGUCCGGAGAGAGGGAAGCGGUAAGGGCACUUAACCACACCCCCGCUGCCACACAUACAUUACAAAAUAUUUUCUAAAAUAUUAGCACUAGUUACACAAUUACUGUAAAUGAUAAUAUCUGAGCAAUUGAAAUCACCUUUUAUCAACAAUACCGUCCUGUUCUGUGGAAGUUUAUUUAGUUUGUGUACUUAAUUGUCACUGUGAAAGCUACAUUACCUUGUUUUUCUCUUUUGGUCAAAAGUGAAUGACAAUUUGCAAUAGAGAUUUGUGAUAUGUUCCUUUAUUUUGCUUUUUUAAGGGGUAUUUCACUCAAAAAUGAAAAUGUUCUCAUCAUUUACUAACUCUCAUUCCAUCCCAGAUGUGUAUGACUUUCUUAAUUUUGCUGGACACAAACGAAGAUUUUUAGAAGAAUAUCUCAGCUCUGUAGGUCCAUACAGUGCAAGUGAAUGUUGACCAAACUUUGAAGCUCCAAAAAUCUAUAAAUUAUAAAUCUCCUGCCCUGACCAGUAGGUGGCGAUAUACACAAAUAAUGCAAAUCACCAAAAAGUAAAAGACGGUGAAAGUGGAGAUUUAUAGUAAAAAACUGACUUAAAUAUUUAUAUGUUUCUCACCCACACCUAUCAUGUCGCUUCUGAAGAAAUAGAUUUAAUAUUUACUUUUAUGGAUUUUUUGGAGAUUUAAAUUUCUGUCCACCAUUCACAUCCAUUGUAUGGAGCUACAAAGCUGAAAUAUUCUUCUAAAAU